GGCUGGUGAGGAGGGAUGUAGCCCAUCUCCAGGAGCUGGAAGGUGAGAAGCCGGAGGACCGGCUCCGAGGGAGGUUAUAAAAGGCAGGAGCGGGUCGCUGAGCAAAGGGGAGGGCGAGAGGUCCCUGCCCGCCUCCCUGCAGCCCCGCCGGGACCCGGACACGCUCCUUUGCACGAAGCCCAGAGGAUUUUGUCCCCGACGGCAGAAGGAGCCCAGCGGGAGUGGGGACCGCUGCCAGCCAUGCCCCGGAGAGCUGGGCGCAGUGGGAGUUAAGGAUGGUGCCCAGCCUACGUCCUGCUCUCCUCCUCCUCCUGCAGGCAUUUCUCCUCUGGGAUAGCCCUGUUGCAGCCUCCAUCCAAGAGCAGUACUGCGAGAGCCUGCCGCCCAUCACCAACCACACAGGUCCCCAGUGCAACGCCUCAGUAGACCUGAUCGGCACGUGUUGGCCCCGGAGUGCUGUGGGACAGCUGGUAGCUCGCCCCUGCCCCGAAUAUUUCUAUGGCGUGCGGUACAACACCACGAAUAAUGGCUACAGGGAGUGCCUCGCUAACGGGAGCUGGGCAGCACGGGUCAACUAUUCCCAGUGCCAGGAGAUCCUCAGCGAAGAGAAGAAGAGCAAGCUGCACUACCACAUCGCCGUCAUCAUCAACUACUUGGGGCACUGUGUCUCGCUGGGGGCCCUCCUCGUGGCCUUCGUGCUCUUCAUGCGCCUGCGGAGCAUCCGGUGCCUGAGGAACAUCAUCCACUGGAACCUGAUCACAGCCUUCAUCCUACGCAAUGCCACGUGGUUCGUGGUGCAGCUCACGAUGAACCCAGAGGUGCACGAGAGCAAUGUGGUCUGGUGCCGCUUGGUCACUGCUGCCUACAAUUACUUCCAUGUCACCAACUUUUUCUGGAUGUUCGGCGAGGGCUGCUACCUGCACACAGCCAUCGUGCUCACCUACUCCACAGACAAGCUCCGCAAGUGGAUGUUCAUCUGCAUCGGCUGGUGUAUCCCCUUUCCCAUCAUCGUCGCCUGGGCCAUCGGGAAGCUGUACUACGACAACGAGAAGUGCUGGUUUGGGAAGCGAGCAGGAGUUUAUACCGACUACAUUUACCAAGGCCCCAUGAUCCUGGUGCUUCUGAUCAACUUCAUUUUUCUCUUCAACAUCGUCCGAAUCCUCAUGACGAAGCUCCGAGCUUCAACCACAUCAGAGACAAUCCAGUACAGGAAAGCAGUCAAGGCCACGCUGGUGUUGCUGCCCUUGCUGGGAAUCACCUACAUGCUGUUCUUUGUCAACCCGGGGGAGGAUGAGAUCUCCAGGAUUGUCUUCAUCUACUUCAACUCCUUUCUGGAGUCCUUCCAGGGCUUCUUUGUCUCUGUCUUCUACUGCUUCCUGAACAGCGAGGUCCGAUCAGCUGUACGGAAGCGGUGGCACCGGUGGCAGGACAAACACUCCAUCCGUGCCCGCGUGGCUCGGGCCAUGUCCAUCCCCACCUCCCCGACCCGCGUCAGCUUCCACAGCAUCAAGCAGUCCUCGGCUGUCUGAGCCGGGAGCGAGCUGCUGUUCAGGAUGGGGGAGCCGUGUGGGACCCCUGACAUGGCACAGCACAGGAGCCAGGUCCUGCCUGCACCCACCAAUCUCGCAGAGGACGCACAAACUCGCUGCAGCUAUGGGAAACCCUACAGAAGCUUCUGUCCUGCUCGCUGGGUGAGACCUGUAGGAUAGGACAGCUGAGCUGCUGCUUUGUCAUCUCCCUGGCAGCAGUGUGACCUGCUGGGGUGGCGGAAGGAGACAGAGGACCCCAGAGAGGUUGCAGCAACCUCCCUGCCUGCCUCCCUCCUGGGCACGAUGGCCCAUAUCCCAUGGCUGCCUCUCUCGAGUUUGUCACUGCUUUGAGGUGACAGGACACCAGAAGAGCUUGUGGGGCUAAUCCCUUGGGAAGCUGGCUCACCCUUCCAGUGGGUGCAUGCUGGGGGGGGCCAGAACCCUCGUGGGUGGCCAAAGCCCUCUGAGUUGAUGGGGGAUGGAUGGAGAGCCCUGGAGUGAUGGAAGACAUUGCUUUAUUUGGCCGUGUUUUUGUACCACUGGGGUUAUUCAAACCCUUCCCCUGCCCCUUGCUGGGUCCCUGGGACGUCCUGUAACUGCUGCCUGCUCUGACCAGGUCAUUUCUCAUCUUGACACCGAGGAUGUGAGGCAGAGCAAGGAGGUGGGAGAUGGGAGGGAACCAUACAAGGGACGGGGAUGAGUCCAAGGGGCUCUGAACAACCACAGAGAAGGGGCUUGGUCUCAAGGGAGGCAUGAGGUUUAGUUAAUCCUGCGGCCCGGCCCAGCCCAGAGGGGUGUGCAGGAUGUUGCAAAACCCCUGGACCUCAAGCUGACUCCAUGCCCCUGCUCGGGGAGUGGAAAGGCGAAGGAGCGCUGCAGUGAAGCGGGGGCUGAGCUCCCCAAAGGCAGCUACUGUGGGGACAUGCCAUGGCUUUGCUCCCCUCCUCCCUGCUCUGCUUUUACCCAUGCAGGUGGGCUCAGUGCCAAAGCUGCUCCUUGCCCUUACGCAGGGGAUGGGGCCAAAUCAUUCCCGCGCUGGGGUUAAGUGCCUUGGAGGAGCGGCAGCCUCCCUCCCCGUGCUGGGGACCUCCGAUCAUCUCCCAUGCUGCUGCCAUCUGCCCUUGAUGCUCCAUUUCACGUGGUCACCAAAAGCAGAUGAGCAGAGAGGUCCGUGCAGGGUGGAGGGUUUUGCCCUGACCUCCUUGGAGCCACGUUCUUCCUGCCCCUUGUGAGGUCUGGGGAUGCUCGGGCAAGGGGAGGAUGCCAGAGGGGUUACGGGCCAGCUCUGCUCUCUUCAUCCCAGGGAUUUUGCUGCUGGGGCCCUGCAGGGUCUGGUACAUGUCCCUUCACACUUCUGUGCCUCAGUUUCCCCACUAUAGAGAACAGGCAUAAAUAUUUCCUGCCCUGGGGAGAUUUAGGGAUCUUUGAAAUUGUAGUAAUUUGUGAUUUCCUCAGAAUACACCACCAGAAAGGAAUAAAAUCUUUCUUUUUUUCCUUAAA
This is a messenger RNA of Tyto alba (common barn owl), 3029 nucleotides long. RefSeq names its product corticotropin releasing hormone receptor 1 (gene CRHR1). Gene Ontology annotation, molecular function: corticotropin-releasing hormone receptor activity; corticotrophin-releasing factor receptor activity; corticotropin-releasing hormone binding. The record is from RefSeq and is a predicted model, not a curated record. Gene Ontology annotation, cellular component: plasma membrane; neuron projection. Lineage: Eukaryota; Metazoa; Chordata; Aves; Strigiformes; Tytonidae. The transcript has 13 exons. Bases 276 to 1529 code for a protein of 417 amino acids. Gene Ontology annotation, biological process: adenylate cyclase-activating G protein-coupled receptor signaling pathway; cell surface receptor signaling pathway.